Schizosaccharomyces osmophilus is the source of this 1404-nucleotide messenger RNA. Its product is annotated as Rab GAP. Lineage: Eukaryota; Fungi; Ascomycota; Schizosaccharomycetes; Schizosaccharomycetales; Schizosaccharomycetaceae. The record is from RefSeq and is a predicted model, not a curated record. The coding region runs from base 1 to 1404 and encodes 467 amino acids. The transcript has a single exon.
AUGGAAUCAUUGGAAAGCGUCAACGCAAAUAGUGGAUCUACGGUGAGGAAGAGCUGGUGGUGGAGCACAAAAAGAAAGGGAUACCAGGCUCCAGGUCCUUCAAAAAGUAGCUCAUCUGGAAGGCGAUCAUCAGAUGAAAUCAUUCCAGACGAAUUAGUUGUCCUGGAUGAGUCUUCUUUAUGUAACGUUCCUAUGGAGCUUCCUACAGGUGUAUCCAAUGAUACAGCUUCGAAAAGUUUUUCUAAACUUUCUCGCGAAGACCAGAUGCUUAGUUUACGACUAAACUCUGUUCACGAAUCAAUGUUCAAAAAAGUCCCGCGUCAAUUUACAGAUGCCCUUCUUGAUCCCGGUCCUCCGAGUAAGGAAAAGCAAGCUGUUCUUUCCGUUGGUAGACCCUCUUGGCUUCCUCCCAAAUCGAAGGCGGAAGAAAAGCAACACCUCCGAGAAUUUGAACAAAUCAGGAGAACUGCUUUAAAGCAUGAUAAAUUAAAUGAAAAGGAAAAGAUUAAAAAAAUGGAACAGCAGCGGAAAAAGAAUCAACACCUAGUUGAAUUUUGGGAUCGUUACAUAUUUCGUUAUUGGCCUGAUAGCCUUACAUCCUCCAAAGUUGCUGGUAUUUGGAGAGAAGGCAUUCCUUUUCGUAUUCGUGGCAAGGCAUGGCAAAAAGUAAUUGGAAACCACUUGCAGUUAGAUUAUCAAACUUUCUUUCUUGCAUGCGAAAGUGCGAAAAAACUUGCGCAUUCUAAUGAAAAUGACCAGACCCAAGAUAUUAAUAUGUUCAGCCAUGAUAAGAGCGCCCUCGAAGUAGAUAUUGAAAGCACGAUACCUCACUUACAUUUAUUCCAAAAAGGAGAGGCCCUUCACAAUGAUCUGAUACAAUUAGUAUCAGCGUUCUCGGCAUAUCGAUACAACGUCCGCUAUGUUCCUGGUAGUACCUUUGUUGGAGCCUUGGUAUUGCUGAAUAUGAAUUUAACAUCUGCUUUCAAUGCGAUGGUUAACCUUUUAGAUCGUCCUUUUAUGCAUGCCGUUUACACUCAGGAUAAAGAAGCAUUAGCUUCGUUUACAAAUUUGUUUCUGAGCUCGUUAAAGAAAUCACUUCCAGAAUUGGCAACCCAUUUUCAAUUCACUUUACAGAUUCAGCCAGACGAGUAUUUAUAUCCUUUAUUGCAAAGAUUUUUCAUUCCCAUGAACUCGGUAGACAUUUCUUCUCGAAUUAUGGAUUGUUAUUUGUUUGAAGAAGAUCCAUUCUUGAUUAAAGUGCUUGUGGCAUUGUUUUCACAGUUGAAAUAUAAGUUGCUGGAAAACGAUUUUCGUUUGUUGCAAAAUACUUUGUUUUAUCAGCCUUGGGAGCUUGGUAAAGAGGAUGAGUUUAUGAAAAAGGUUUUUGAAGCUUCUAUCUCUUAA